GUCCGUGCGCUGAUCGUCGCCACGCGACUCUACACCGGACGAGCUGUUGACGUGAUUGCCUUCUCUCUAGGUGUUCCGGUAUCUAGGAAAGCCAUUCUCGGAGGUUAUUGUGUGGACUCCGGCGAGUAUCUUGGUGGCCCGCUAACUAAAUUCAUCGACACCUUCGUUGGAGUCGCUGGACCAAAUCACGGUAUCACUCUGCAGGAUAUAAAUCGUCAAGUGGGAUAUGAAGGAAAACACAUUUUCUCCAUCCACUCUAAAAAAGACCAAGUUGUUGGCCAUAUCGUUUGUGGAAAG
Molecule: messenger RNA, 297 nt
Organism: Cooperia oncophora
Lineage: Eukaryota; Metazoa; Nematoda; Chromadorea; Rhabditida; Trichostrongylidae
Source: the annotation of a GenBank genome assembly